This is a messenger RNA of Peronospora matthiolae, 336 nucleotides long. The record is from the annotation of a GenBank genome assembly. Lineage: Eukaryota; Oomycota; Peronosporomycetes; Peronosporales; Peronosporaceae.
AUGGCGCUGCGACGAGUGCUGCUGUUCUCCAGCUCCAAGCAGACGCGUGCCUUGGUCUCUAUCGUUACCCGACACCCGCUGCGUCUUCGCUUUUAUUCUUCCAAAACGAUCAAGGACGAAGAUGAUGUGGUCACGCUGAACCCGAAUCACGGGACAAGCACCUUUGUAGCUACUGGAAUCGGUCUUGACGACGAAGAAGAUGACGACGAAGAGGACGACGACGUGGCCUUGGGUCCAUCCGGGGUCGAAUACGGUGGACCGAUGCGUGGAGGAAAGCUGAAGGAACCCACGAGGUUUGGGGAUUGGGAACGGAACGGUCGCUGCUCGGACUUUUGA